Beauveria bassiana ARSEF 2860 is the source of this 987-nucleotide messenger RNA. Its product is annotated as ribonuclease T2 family protein. Gene Ontology annotation, cellular component: extracellular region. The transcript is spliced from 6 exons. NCBI's taxonomy places the organism in Eukaryota, Fungi, Ascomycota, Sordariomycetes, Hypocreales, Cordycipitaceae. The record is from RefSeq and is a predicted model, not a curated record. The coding region runs from base 1 to 987 and encodes 328 amino acids. Gene Ontology annotation, molecular function: ribonuclease T2 activity; RNA binding. Gene Ontology annotation, biological process: RNA catabolic process.
AUGGUCAAUCCCGCCGCCAUCCUCCCCGCUGCGGCGCUCGUCCCGUUGGCCACCGCCGCUCUGUAUCCCGGCGUCACCACUGACAACCACAGCUGUGUCUUGAGCGAGCCCGUCCUCUCUUGCUCCGCAGAUGCUGUUCCCGGCAAGGUCGACACUUGCUGCUCCGAGACAUUCGGAGGCUUGGUGCUCCAAACCCAGUUCUGGGACGUUUAUACCGGUUUCGAGAGCGAGGGCCAAAUUCUGCCUCAAAAGUCGUGGACCAUUCACGGCCUGUGGCCUGACUUUUGUAACGGCUCGUACACGCAGUAUUGCGACCUGAACCGUCAGUAUGACCCCAAGCCGUCGCCCAACACCACCACUGGCACUCCGAGCGGCACCCCUGUCCCGCCCUACAAGGGCGAAUCCAUUGACAAGUGGUUUGCGCCGUACGGCAAGUCUGACCUUCUUGCCUGGAUGAACAAGCACUGGAUCGCCCAAGGUGACCGCAACUGGGUUCUCUGGGCGCACGAGUACUCCAAGCAUGCCACUUGUUUCUCUACCUUUCAGACUGAGUGCUUCGGUCCCAAGGCCAACAAGUACGAUGACCUAUUCGAGUUCUUCGAGACCGUCAUCAGCUACUACAAGGACCUGCCCACCUGGCACUGGCUCGCCAACGCCGGCAUCAAGCCCUCCAACACGACCGCCUACAGCCUCUCCCACAUCCAGGACGCCCUCAAGUCGGGCUACGGCAAGGUUCCCUACCUGGGCUGCGGCGGCCCCAAGUACAACGAGACGGCGGCCGGCAAGGGCUCCGGCGACAGUGGCCGCACACAGUUCCAGGAGGUUUGGUACUACAACCACGUCGUCGGCCGCGUCCAGAGCAAGGACAUUGUCCGCGUGGACGCCGACGUAGCGGGCGGCAGCCUCGGCAACUGCGCCAAAGCUGACAACGCCAUCUGGUACUACAAGCGCGCCAAGGGCAGCGAGAUCACGGGCUGCCAAAAGUAG